This is a messenger RNA of Syzygium oleosum, 2380 nucleotides long. RefSeq names its product L-type lectin-domain containing receptor kinase IV.1-like. NCBI's taxonomy places the organism in Eukaryota, Viridiplantae, Streptophyta, Magnoliopsida, Myrtales, Myrtaceae. Gene Ontology annotation, biological process: protein phosphorylation. Bases 155 to 2164 code for a protein of 669 amino acids. The record is from RefSeq and is a predicted model, not a curated record. The transcript has a single exon. Gene Ontology annotation, cellular component: plasma membrane. Gene Ontology annotation, molecular function: protein kinase activity; carbohydrate binding; ATP binding.
UCGGACCGAUCAGUUGAACACACGACAGAGGAUUCAUUCUGAAGGCCGGUUGUAUGUUUGUUAGGGGGGCACUAAUGAUUGAAAUUGCAUGAGUUUCGACUCGAUGCUGUGCAAGUCUCUUGGAUCAUUAUAGGAACUUCAAAGCCCUCUGGUCAUGUUCCUCGUGAUUGUUCUGGCGGUUUCUCUCCUGGCAAACACAGCAGCGAGUCACGAAACCAGCGAUUUCGCGUACAAUGGUUUCAAGUCUGCGAAUCUGAGCCUCGAUGGUUUAGCUGCACUCACUGGCAAUGGCCUCCUGAGGCUAACCAACGUGACCAAACAGAAGGUAAGUCAUGCCUUCUACCCGGAUCCGAUCACGUUCAAGAACUCAUCCAGCGGCGCUGUCCACUCGUUCUCCACCACAUUCGUCUUUGCUAUAAUUCCCGAGUUUUCAGCUGUAGGCGGUCAUGGGUUUGCCUUUGUGAUAGCCCCUCGUAGAGAAAUUCCUGGAGCUCGGCCUAGUUUUUUUUUGGGCCUCUUCAAUGAAACCAACAACGGCAAUGCCACGAACAACAUUUUCGCUGUAGAAUUUGACACGAUUCAAAACAACGAAUUCCGUGAUAUCAAUGACAACCAUGUUGGGAUCGAUGUCAAUGGGCUGACCUCUGUAAAAUCUUCCCCAGCUGGAUACACUGAAAACAACGUGCAAGGCUUCAGAAACUUGAGUCUGAUUAGUGGUAAAGCAAUGCAAGUUUGGGUGGAUUAUGAUGCUGUGCAGAAACAAACCAGUGUCACAUUAGCUCCUGUCAAUGUUGACAAACCGAGCAUUCCCCUUUUGUCUCUGUCCUUCAAUCUCUCGCCAAUUUUCAAGGAGACCAUGUACGUUGGGUUCUCGUCUGCAACCGGCUCGCUCUUAACUUCUCAUUAUAUCCUCGGAUGGAGUUUUGAGGUAAAUGGACAAGCUCAAAGGCUUGAUUUGGCUCAACUUCCCAGAUUACCCCAUAAGAAAAAGAAGCAGAAAUCCAAUCUUCUCACCACUGGACUGCCUUUCAUGUGUUUGUUUAUUCUGUCCAUUCUAGUCGUUGCUGUGGCUUACGCAAUAAGAAAACGAAGGAAAUUCGCAGAGGUUCUUGAGUAUUGGGAGCGCGACUACAGUCCUCAUAGGUUCAAGUACAAAGAUCUCUAUGUUGCCACAAAGGGGUUCAGGGAUCAGGAGCUAUUAGGAGCUGGUGGAUUUGGUAGGGUCUAUAGAGGGGUAUUACCCAACUCAAAUACUGAGAUUGCAGUGAAGAGGGUUUCUCAUGAAUCAAGGCAAGGGAUGAGAGAAUUCAUUGCGGAGAUUAUUAGUAUUGGUCGGCUUUGUCAUCGGAACAUAGUAACGCUUCACGGUUACUGCCGUCGGAAGGGUGAGCUGCUGUUGGUCUAUGACUAUAUGCCAAAUGGAAGCCUAGACAAGUACCUCUAUAACCAACCAAAGGUGACCCUCAAUUGGAGCCAAAGAUUUAGAGUGAUCAAAGGUGUUGCAUAUGGCCUCUCCUAUCUCCAUGAAGGAUGGGAAAAAGUAGUGAUUCACAGGGAUAUCAAAGCUAGCAACAUCUUGCUAGAUUCAGAACUAAAUGGGAGGAUAGGAGAUUUCGGGCUUGCGAAACUAUAUGAUCACGGUACCGAUCCUCAAAGCACCCAUGUGGUGGGAACUCUUGGAUAUAUGGCCCCCGAGAACACACGAACAGCCAGGGCCACUACGAGCACGGACGUUUUUGCGUUUGGGGCAUUUUUGCUCGAGGUUGCUUGCGGAAGAAGACCAAUUGAGAUUCGCGAGGAGGAGGAUGUGAUACUAGUAGACUGGGUGUUUUCUUGCUGGGAUAAGGGUGACAUUCUGGAGGCAAGAGAUACGAAUUUAGGGACGGACCUUGUGGCGAAGGAGGUGGAGCUAGUGUUGCAACUUGGAUUGUUGUGCUCCCAGUUUGAGCCAACUGCGAGACCAAGCAUGCGUCGAGUAGUGGAGUACUUGGAAGGCGAUCUCGCAAUAGAGGAGUUAUCAUCACUUGGUAUUUCAAAAAGCGGAUUGCCAUUUGCAUUUAAUGAAGGUUUUAGUGUGUCUGCCAUGUCUUGUCCGUCUUCCGCAGACAAGGCAUUUUCUCAGACAUCUACCGUUGCUAACUCUCUCCUCUCUGGUGGAAGAUGAGUCUUAAAGCAUGGUAUAUUAAAUUGAAAGCACAUUUCGUAGAUCCAAAGCAGUUACCAAACCAGUGUUGUUCUACAUCAAGUAUUCGUAGUUUGUGACUCCGUGAGUCUAUGUAUACUGUAGCGUAAGGUUCAAUGUGUCAACCAAUUUCUGCUGCAUAUUCUUAGAUGUUCUUCGGAAUGUCUGCAUUAGCGCAAACUGUUGUCUUUUUUGGUU